AUGCCACCUUUGGAGGGCUAUAGAGUUAGGACACUCACUGAGCUGCAUGAGGAGGGUGGACACACUGAGGAACCUGAGGGGAGCCUGGAGUUAGAGAGCAGAAGCUGUUCCUCUUGUAAGAACUGUCCCAUAUGCUGCUACCUCAUCCUGUCCCAAAACAACCUGCUAACAGAUACCUACCAUGUCACUGGUCUGGGAUACAGGUACUUGCUGACCCUGUCUGUAACACAAUUGGCCUGUGAAAGGACUUUCUCCACAGUGAAAUUUGUGAAGAACAGACUCAGAAGCUCCAUUAGCCAGAACCGCCUAGAGGCAUUUUUACUGAUGUCAACAGAGAAGGAGAUUCUCAUGGAGCUUGAUACUGAUGGCAUUAUUGACAAGGUUGCAGAGACAAGUGAAGUAAUGCACCGCCUGCUGACCUUCAAACAGAACGGACACACAAGACUGACAAGCACUCCUUCUACAAUAUGUGUUUUAAUAUUUAUUUUCCUUGGGUCAUUAUCUGUUGUCACAGUAUGUGGAAACCUUCUGGUAAUAAUCUCUAUCAUUUACUUCAAACAGCUCCACACUCCUACAAACUCUCUCAUCCUCUCUCUGGCUGUAGCUGACCUGCUUGUUGGUCUUGUAGUUUUUCCUCUCAGCAUGGCCUUCUCUCUUAGCUCAUGUUUACAUUAUGAACAUUUAUUUUGCAAAGUGAGAGAUAGCUUUGAUGUAACACUGAGCACAGCUUCCAUUCUGAAUUUAUGUUGUAUUUCCAUAGACAGAUAUUAUGCAGUGUGUCAGCCUCUGACAUACAGAACUAAGAUAAAUGUUAAAGUUGUUGUGGUCAUGAUCCUGGUCAGCUGGAGUGUGUCUGUUUUAGUAGCCAUUGGCUUUCUAAUUCCAGGAUUAAACCAUGAAAAAUGUGACGAUAAUUGUUUUAUUGAUCUUCUACUUGCACAAAUUUUGGGACCCAUUUUCUCAUUUUACCUCCCAGUGAUCAUAAUGCUCUGUAUCUACCUGAAGAUUUUCCUUGUGGCAGAGAGACAGGCACGCAGCAUCAGGAACACAACAUGUCAGAGCACAAAAUGUGGAGCAACUGUAGGUAAACAUGAGAGAAAGGCCACCAAAACUCUUGCAACAGUUAUGGGAGUUUUUCUGAUGUGCUGGACUCCUUUCUUUCUCUGUUUUACUUUUCAGCUUUUGGAUAAUGUGUCAGUGCCACUUCCUCUGUUUGAAACUUUUAUCUGGCUUGCACUGUCAAAUUCAAUGCUCAAUCCAUUUAUUUAUGCUUUCUUUUACAGCUGGUUCAGGUCAGCUUUCAGAAUGAUCAUUUCUGGAAAAAUAUUUCAAGGUGAUUUUGCAGACACAAAAUUGCUCUGA
This is a messenger RNA of Epinephelus lanceolatus (giant grouper), 1362 nucleotides long. Lineage: Eukaryota; Metazoa; Chordata; Actinopteri; Perciformes; Serranidae. The record is from RefSeq and is a predicted model, not a curated record.